Molecule: messenger RNA, 2165 nt
Organism: Anarrhichthys ocellatus (wolf-eel)
Lineage: Eukaryota; Metazoa; Chordata; Actinopteri; Perciformes; Anarhichadidae
Gene: chgb
Product: chromogranin B
Exons: 7
Coding region: 90-1856 (588 amino acids)
Cellular component (GO): secretory granule
Source: RefSeq, a predicted model, not a curated record
CAGCGCAGCUUUCUCCCGCCGCUUUCGGAGGGACUGGAGUUGUUGCUUUUUUCCUCACAUUUUCUUGGAUACACCUUCAUCUCGCCAAGAUGAGACUUAUUUUUGUUGUUGUUGCGGUGGCGUCUUUGUUGACAGAAAAUCUAGCGCUUCCAGUGGGAAAAGAAGGGCAGAGAGAAGAUGUGGUAACACGCUGUCUGGUUGAAGUCCUGUCCAAAGCGCUCUCCAAACCGGACUCCCAGCUGGACCAGGAAUGCAAAGACAUUCUCCAAGCAGGGGUUAAACAUGCCCCGCUGGACAAGAAGAGCAUUGAGGGGGUAGCAACUCAUGGAGAGGUGGCCAACGGUCAUCUUGAGGUGCCCGAGGCAAAGGGAGCAGAUGUGAAAGACAUCGAGGCUCUCCUGAAAUCCAUUGAGGAUAAAAGAGAAAUCCCAGAAGACGAGCGCAGCCAAGAAUCCUGGAGUCUGGGUGACGAGAAGGAGAAGAGACACGAGAACGGGGAGGAAGAGGAGCGGGAGAAGAGGAGCUGGAGGACUGGAAGAUACCACCAAAAGAAGCACAAACGGGGAGAAGAAGAGGAAGACUAUGAGCGCAGUCAGGAGAGCUGGGGGGGCGAGGAAAAGAGAUCAGAAGAAGGAGGAGGUGAAGAGAAAGAUAAGAGGACCUGGAGGCCUUCAAGAUACCGCCAGAGAAAACACAAACGAGAUGAGGAAUCUUUAGGGGACGAGAGGGAGGAGCCAGAGGAAGAGCGUAGCCAAGAGUACUGGGACGUGGGCAAAAGGGAAGUGGACGAGGACGAGGAGGAGAGACACAAGCGCAUAUGGAAGCCCACACAUCGCUACCACCACAAGAAAAAGUUCCACAAGCGUGGCGAUGAACCGUCAGAGGAGCAGGAAGAUGGUGAACGCAGCCAGGAAUCUUGGGGUCUUGACAAGAGGGACUGGAAGGCCGGACGGUACCACCAGAAGAGACCCAAACGUGAUGAAGAGCUCUCAGAAGAAACCAGGGAAGAGCCCGACGAAGAACGCAGCCAGGAAUCUUGGGGUCUUGACAAGCGGGACUGGAGGGCCGGAAGGAGACACAAACGUGACGAAGAGCUCUCAGAAGAAGCACGAGAAGAGCCUGACGAAGAACGCAGCCAGGAAUCUUGGGGUCUUGACAAGCGGGACUGGAGGGCCGGAAGGUACCACCAGAGGAGACACAAGCGUGACGAAGAGCUCUCAGAAGAAGCACGAGAAGAGCCUGAUGAAGAACGCAGCCAGGAGUACUGGGAUUUCAAUACUGGAUGGGAAAAGAGAGACAGGAGGGCGGUCAGGCCCCACCAGAGGAGACACAAACGUGAUGAAGAGCUCACAGAGGAGGAGAGGGAAGCGCUGGACGGGCAACGCAGCCAGGAGGACUGGGGCGUGGACAAACGACAUGGAAAAGAAGAGGCGGGAAUAGAAAAGCGCAUCUGGAAACCAACACAUCGAUACCACCAUAAGAAGAAAUUUCACAAGCGUGGCGGAGAUGACGAAGAACUGAGGGAUGAUUCAGAGGAAGAUGAGGACAAGGACGAAGCAGUGAGGUAUCUGGCUGAGAAGCGUAACCCCUGGAUUUAUAGAGGUUUCUACCAUCCUGCCUGGUACAAAAGGGAUUCAGAUGAGCACGCCACAACCUCAAACAAGAUGGAUGAAGUUGCCAAGUUGCUGAGCUAUAAGGUGAACCAGCUGGCCCACCACUCCAAUCAAGAGGAGCCAAACAGGAGCAUGCACCAGAGAGCACUAACCCAGCAGGAGGAGAAAGAGCUGGGAAACCUCGCAGCGAUGGACACGGAGCUGCAGAAAAUCGUUGCCAAGUUGCAUGACAACGGUGCAUAAGCCAUGAUGGAGAGCACUUCAAGACACGACCAGUGGAUAAAAGCUGCUGUCCUACUGUACGUCAGCUAAAUUAGUAUGUGAUGAAAAAAAGACAACAAAAUCUGGAGCCUUGCCAAAAAACGAUUAACUUGUUUAUCAGCGUAUUUGUGAUAUUUUGAUGUUAUGAAAUUACUCAGCAUGGGAAUGGUUUUGAUGUUUAUAUAUAAAUAUGUAAUAAGAGAAAAUAUGACAUAAUAUAUGCAUCUGAGACAAAUUAUUCAAAUCGAGUUUGUUCAGUCUGCACUCAAUAAAAGGAGUUAUUCUGGGACC